AUGUCCAUGCUCCUCCGUGCCGCCCCCCUCCGCGUCGCCGCCCGCCGCCAGGCCUUCCAGGUCCGCAACGCUCACUUCGAGAACGUCGUCGACCACACCAUCCCCGGCAACACCCGCAACAAGGCUGGUAUGGCCGCCAAGAUGAUCACCUACACCAUCUGCGGCUUCGGUCUCCCCUUCGUGAGUGCAAACGAGAGCGCCAAGAGGUCGGCGUGGUGUGUGCAGGAUCACAUGGCUGGCUUCUGUCUCGGCUAA
Trichosporon asahii var. asahii CBS 2479 is the source of this 255-nucleotide messenger RNA. RefSeq lists its product as uncharacterized. Bases 1 to 255 code for a protein of 84 amino acids. Gene Ontology annotation, biological process: mitochondrial electron transport, cytochrome c to oxygen. The transcript is spliced from 2 exons. The record is from RefSeq and is a predicted model, not a curated record. Lineage: Eukaryota; Fungi; Basidiomycota; Tremellomycetes; Trichosporonales; Trichosporonaceae.